Molecule: messenger RNA, 8034 nt
Organism: Apus apus (common swift)
Lineage: Eukaryota; Metazoa; Chordata; Aves; Apodiformes; Apodidae
Gene: TXLNG
Product: taxilin gamma
Exons: 10
Coding region: 44-1654 (536 amino acids)
Biological process (GO): regulation of cell cycle
Molecular function (GO): syntaxin binding
Source: RefSeq, a predicted model, not a curated record
GUGCGCUGGGCUCGGCCGCUUGUUUGGAUGCUGCCGUCACAUCAUGGCGACGCGCGGAGCGGAGGCAGCGCGGGGCGCGGGCGGCAGCGCGGCGGCGGGACGGGGCCGGCAGAGCCCGGGCGCCGCGCCGCGAGAGCCGGCGGCCACCCCGACGCCGGUGCCCAGCGGCAGCCCGGAGGUGGUUGGUGGUGCAAUGGAAGAAGCUGGAUCUCGGGAGAUGCAAAUUAAUAGCCAGGAUCAGCUGGUGAAUAGCAAGUGCAAUGAAUUGUCUGAAACAGCUUUGCAGCGUGCACAGUCCAACUGUUACAGCCUGGGAAACACAGGCACAUUGGAAGAAGCUGAGUGUAUCACAAGGAACAGAAAGCACCCCGGGGCCAUGUGCUGCUCUCAAGAGUCUCGUGAGGAGACUCCUGGGAGAGAAGAAGCCCGUACUGAUCCACCUGAUGGCCAACAAGAUCCAGAGAGUGAAAAACACAAGGAGAAAACUUUGGGAAAAGAAGUACUAUUAUUAAUGCAAGCCUUGAACACACUUUCUACUCCUGAGGAAAAGCUGGCAGCUUUGUGCAAGAAGUAUGCUGAUCUGUUGGAGGAGAGCCGCAAUGUUCAAAAGCAGAUGAAGAUACUGCAGAAGAAGCAAGCACAAGUUGUGAAGGAGAAGGUCCACUUGCAGAGUGAGCAUAGCAAGGCCAUUUUGGCACGUAGCAAACUGGAAUCUCUCUGUCGGGAGCUUCAGCGUCAUAACAAGACUUUGAAGGAAGAAAACAUGCAGCAAGCGCGUGAAGAAGAAGAAAGACGGAAAGAAGCAACUGCACACUUCCAGAUUACACUGAAUGAAAUUCAGGCUCAACUGGAACAGCAUGAUAUACAUAAUGCCAAGCUCCGUCAGGAAAAUAUUGAACUGGGGGAAAAACUGAAGAAACUCAUUGAGCAGUAUGCGUUGCGAGAAGAGCAUAUUGAUAAAGUGUUCAAACAUAAAGAACUGCAGCAGCAACUUGUGGAUGCCAAACUUCAGCAAACUACACAACUUAUUAAAGAAGCUGAGGAAAAACAUCAGCGAGAAAGGGAGUUUCUACUAAAAGAAGCUACUGAGUCCAGACACAAAUGUGAACAGAUGAAGCAACAGGAAGCUCAGCUGAAGCAGCAGCUUUCUCUUUACAUGGAUAAGUUUGAAGAAUUCCAGACCACCAUGGCAAAAAGUAAUGAACUCUUUACAACCUUCAGGCAAGAAAUGGAGAAGAUGACGAAGAAGAUUAAGAAACUGGAAAAGGAGACCAUAGUGUGGCGAACCAAAUGGGAAAACAACAACAAGGCUCUUCUGCAAAUGGCUGAAGAGAAAACAGUAAGAGAUAAAGAAUACAAGGGCUUUCAAAUAAAACUGGAGCGUUUGGAGAAGCUAUGCAGGGCCCUUCAGACAGAAAGGAACGAGCUGAAUGAGAAGGUGGAAGUCCUUAAGGAGCAGGUUUCUCUCAGAGAAGCAGAUGUGGAUCUAGCCGUGCAGGUGUUGCAGUCCUGCACACUCAAUUCCCAUGAGGAGCUGGCAACUCCCACUGACACAGAACCAGGAAUCCAACCCGAUGUGGAAUCAUGUGUGGCAAAUAGUUCCGAAAAGACUGUCUCAGCAAGUUGUGUUCCUGGCACUGAAUCUGUAGACUAAAAUGAAGUGUAAACACUGUAUUGAGAGCUAUAUUUUGUGUAUAACUUUCUCUGUUGGUGGUAACUAUUUGGUUUUGUGGUGAAAAUUUUCUUACUUUUUCUACCAUAUCUGUAUUUUCUUAGAACUACUGGACUUAUGUGGUACAGGAAGCUGCAUAGCAGCUUUAAAUAGCUUAAACUAUAAAUUUUCCACAACUGUGUUGCACAUCUGCCUCAUUUUUUAAAAGAAAAUAUUUUUCCAUAAAAGGAUGCAUGUGCAUUUCCUCCCCACAACACAAAUCACUGUAGUGGAAGACUGUGUACAGAUAUAACAUCGUUCCGGGGAAAAUAGUGACAGCAUGUCACUUCUUUGGUUUAAAGAACAGCAUUCUGGUUUUGUUGAUUGAUUUCCCACUCAGUAUAUACUAAAGAUUACCAGUUUUUCAAGUAAAUUUAUCUACCUAAGGAUGUCUAAUGGCCAGUAAAAAAUGUCAGCUUUCCCCUCUAGUAUGUUUUCAUGUAUAUGAAUGAAAAAGCAAAGGUCCAGAAUAUAGUAAAAGAUACAUUUAAGGGUUUUAUGUAUUUUGUGGUAUGAAAAAACAGCUUUGAAAUACAUUGAUUUGCAGCUGGUGAAACAGGGUGUACAACUUUUUGCAGACUUCUCAGGGUUGUGUUGUAAAGGUUAGUUUGGACUGUUUGCUUACCUGUGAACAAGUGAAAUAUAAGUGUGUAAGAAAAUACACAGCAAUGUUACCAAGUGGAAUUUUGCAGUUGUGUAGCCUAUUGCAUAGGUGUUGGUCACAUUCUUCCCUCUUGGCUGCAGAGUGUCCAUCACAUGGUUGUCCUAACUAGAGAUAUCCAUUAUUGUCAAUAUGAAUCUCUGGAUUACAUGAAGGGCUGGAAAAUAGACAUUUACUGCCGUAGGUGUGGAAGAAGCAAGUCUGUGGCAUAUAGGCUUUCUGAUAGCCUUGUAUGCAUUGUAUUUAAGUGUUAGUUAAGUGUAUAUGGGUUAUGAUGGAACAUAGAGAUUCACACACUUUCCCUGAAGUACAACAUGGAAUUUCUUGCACACUCGGCCUCAAAGCUGUACCAGUUGGCAUAGUGCCUUCCCAGUUAGGUUAUCUGGUAAAGAUGAUACUUCAAAUUCUGAUGUUAACGUACCACAAGCAAACCCCCCUAUGAAAAUCUUCAUAUAGAGUCUUUCCUUAGAAAUUUUGAUAGCCACCUUUUGAGUUUUCCUGAGAGAAACUAGGACCAAUAUUUUUGGCAAGACAAGCUGCCCUUAACUUUAGUUCCCAUAUAUUUACUUUAGAGUUUUGGUUGCUGUUGUUUUAAGAACUCUGAAUAUGUGUAGCCUUUUCUGGUACUUAAAGUUCUUUGCACUUACUUGGGAGGGACUUCUGAAUCAAGCACAUCUCUCAAAUGAGCUUCCCACCCGCAUUGCCCUUGACAGUUUAGUGGCUAAAUUAAUUACUUGAAUGUUCAGGCUGCACUGAGCUCCUGAUCCUUUUCCUGUAGUAAUGUAUGUUGAAAUAAUGUAGCUGUCUCUGAAAGAGAGUAAGGUUAUGUCAGGCCUAAUAAAUGUGUUUUAGCUCGUAUCACUGAGAGGAACUGUGCAAAACUGACAUUUCUUAAAUGGUGGAGCACAGGAGAAGCUGGCCAUCAUUCUCCUAGAUUUGUGGGGGUUUUUUUGUGUUUGUGGUCCAAGCACAAUGCAGGAAUGAAAAGAAGGUAGCAGUGAGCAGUCAGUCAGGUUAGACUCAGAGCUUUGAAAUGUUAAUCAUUUUAACCAUAUGGCAUAAAAAAUAUUGGAAAGAAGUAUUUCAGACUUGCUUUACAAAUUACUUGCUUUAUAGAAUCAAACAGUUUAAAAAAUAGUUGUUGCAAGAACUGGUUUUCAGCUAACACUAAGCCUGAAGUAAUUUUCCUGAGGAAAAGUGAAAAACUUUGUAUCUAAUGCAUCAAUACCGUUGGCAAGGUAGGACGUGCAGUUUUCUAUUUUUACAAUCUAUUGGACAUUUGUAUCUUUAACAAUUCUUUCUAUAGAGCUUGGUCUAUAUGGAGGCAAGAGUGAAUUUUUGGACCCUGCUAUGAGAAAUUUUUAAAGGGCUUUUAGAGAUGUGACUGAUGUAUAGAAUGGCAAUACAAAUAUAUUUGUUACUGACAGUAUCUAGAUGAAGCAGAAUGCCCCAGGUGAUAGGCUUUUAAGAUGGGGAUACUUUUUUUUUUUCUUUCCUACCCUUAACAUACUUAUUUCAUAUUGACUUACUUGGUAAAGGUGAGCUAUACUUGGCUUCCUGAAAUGAGUCAAUAGUUUCAUGCAUUGCUUCAAGUGUUAAAAAAUAAUAAUAAUUAGAAAAUUUAUAUGAGGGAUAAGCUCAGCACUCUUAACUGAUCUGCCAUACAGCAGGCUCUUGCACUGCCAGUCUGCAGCCAAAUUGGCUCCAGUAGGGUUUUUAAGUAAAUUUGUGUUAAUGCCUUUCUCCCACUAUUUUCCCACUACCAUAAACUGUUUAACCUGGGCUGUAAACUAAUGUAGCCUGAAAUAAGUAUGUCUAAUUAUGAAAACUCUGGGGGCCCGAUUGACAGUUUCACCAUGACCAAGCUGCAGAAAGUUAAAUGGUGUGUGAUGCAAGACCCAAAUAUGUGUACAUACACAAGUAAGUUAGGACUGUAUCUCUAAUGUUUUGUCCUUCCUUUCAUUACACCUGGUUACGUUACAGUUCAAUUCUCAGGUGUUGCAGAAAAUCUACCUCUUUGGACUGUAGAUGGAAAUAACUGUGAAAAAAAGUGAUGCAGAAAUCUAGUUUGUGCUAAACACACUGCUUUAUUUUUACAACCCAUGUCUGCUUUCAUGAGGAAAAAUGAUAAAUGAACAGGCAGUCUUUGUUUUGCUUUUCAAAAACAUUUUGUAGAGAUUUUUCACUAAUGUGAAUCUGAAAUUUUAUCUACUCGAUUCUGUAUAGAUUAAGUAAAUAAGUAUGCUUAAUAUAUUGGACUCUGAGUUUUUCUUUAACAUAUUCAUGUCUUCUAACUGGAUCUGCUGAACUCAUUGUAUUUGUUUGAAAACUCAAGAAUGAAAAUUAAAAAGAUGUGAAGUUGCAGUUCAAGUGUAUUGUUCCAAGUGAAAUCCCGUAAGAAAAGUGCUGUUACAGGUCACGUUGCUGACUUGCCUGGCCCUGGUGGUAGCCAGGACAAGAAUAUGGCAGUAGGUGAAGUGCUGUUCUGCUUGCCAGGCUGGCUUGGCUUCGGUUUGGGGGUGUCACAAGGUGGAGGGCUGGUCAGAGCACAGUGAGCAGGAGCUCUGGCUGAACCUGUGGCUGCCUGCUCUGAAUUCUGCUUAUGCCUUCGGGCUCCAGAAGGCUGUUACCAGGGUUCAGUUAGGUGCAGUUUGGCUUCUGUUAAAAAUUAGGUUGUUAAGUGCUUCAAGUGCUCUCUAUGCUGUCCUAUGAAUAUGAGGUUGGUUGUUAAUGUACAACUCUCUCCCACUUUCCUAAUAAUGGUAAGUGUUCUGUUUGCCUUUUUCAGCAUAUUCCCUAAUAUUUGGCAACUUCUCUAAGUUUAUGAGAACUGGGUUUGAGUUCAGUUUUCCUUUGUGUAUACUUUAUCUAGGCAGCACAUGGAAUUUUGUACAGCAAUAUACUAUGAUGUGUUCUGUGACUCUUAGAAGACCAUAGUAAUUCACUUUUUUGAAGAUACCCAUUUUAUAAAAUCUGAGCAAUGUAAGUCCUGCCCCUAUGCCUUUUAUAAAGCUGUGCCAAGUAUUUGGGAAUCCAAGUAUGUUGCCUGGUUCCAGUCACUGUCCUUGCUGUAGUUGUUUGCUCCUUCAAAGUAGUCCCUCACCUCCGAGCCUUGACUCCACAAAAGGUGCUGCUGCUGUCCCUGUAUAAGCAUCUCUGCUUUUUCUGUCCUUUCUUAUGGUUCAUAACUGAUACAGAAGUCAAACCUACAGUUCCAUGGAUCUUGCCAGUCUUCCUAAAUUCCUUAUAGAAGCUGGUCAGAUUUGCAAGCUUUUGCUAGAGAAAAAUUUGGUCACACAUCACAGUUAAUAGCUGAGGAAUUUUGGUGGUUUUUUUGUUUGGUUUGUUGUUUUUUUUUUGCUAGGUGCCAAGUCUGUUCUAUUAAUGUACCUGCACAGUCUGGCAUGUACACACACAUUUGAGGCCGUACUUAAGUCUUCUGAAGAGUAUCUCUGAUGUGAGAACCUCUUUCACCAGCUGCAUUGUGAACCCUUCAGUUGCUGCUAGGGCUUCUUUUCCCUGGCAGACAGGUUAGGGUGUUUGAUGUACUUGAAAGAGAUACUUGCUUUUAGGCCUUAAUAUUAAAGUUACUCCUCACAGGUACUUUUCUUGUUCCUUUUUGAAUUUAACUUCCUAUUAUCCACCUUUUUCCUCUCGGUUAGACAUGCCAUCGUGAAAGAAGGAUGUGUUUUCUUCUAACAGCCUAACUCUGUCUCAUCUAACUAUGUUGAUGGGCACACACCUAACCUGCACUUUUUGUAAUUUAAGACUUUGUGCUGCCUGCAAAGACUUUAAUUUCCUUCUAGCCUGUUGGAUAUCUUCUGGGUUUGAGGUUGAAUGUUAAUUUGGAUUUCUAGCUCAGACAAGGAUCUGGGGUGUGCCCCUUCUGGACCACAACAGCUGAGUCUUGAAGCAGGCCUCGCGCACCAUUCAAGACCACGCCAAGAAUCCUGCUCCUAAUGCUCUACUUCAAGAACGUAAUCCCAGCAGCCAAAAAUGUAAAUACCCUGUUACAUCUUGUGAUAUUUGCUGAAGCUGAGGAAAUGAAUUCAAGUCUCUCUCAAUUUUUAACCUUACUUUAACUACAACCGUGCAAUAGAUACUCCAUACUGAUGUAGUUCACUAUUACUUCCACUGCAUUUAUGUCCUGGUGUUACGAGUCAAAAUAACUACCUCAGUUAUGCCAAGUCUAAGAUGUGUUACUGGUGUUUAAUCCAUGUAAUUGUUUGGUUGUUUGGUUUUCUGUUGGUGUUUUUGUUGGGUUUUUUUCUCAUCCCCAGUAUUCAUGUUAAACUUUGUCAUGUUGCCCAUUCAUCAAAACUUCUGCUGGCUUUGACCACACUGCUGCUGCUUCCUGUCAGAAGGUCACUCACUGACUCUGCUCCUAAACCUUUGUGCAGUUUAAAGCAGAGAAGAAUUCCCUUUUAAAGAGGAAGAGUAGUUACACAACUCUCAAACACCAGGUUAUCAGUUGUUACGCAUGUUUGGCCAUGCACAGUGUGCAAACCCAUGCAUGUUUGGGUUUGCAGGUUAUUUGAAGUGCCAACUCACAGGACAGGAUGAAUCUGAAAGAAUCAAAAGAACCUACCAUAUUGGAUCUUCUAGUGGCUGGAAAGCAAAAGGACAAACCAGGUGUUGACUAAGUGCUUCUCUGUGGAGAGUUUACGCAGCUUGCAGGUGCACUUUGUGCUGCUGUUUCAGUGCUGAAGUGAAAAGGUACAGAGUGCACACCAACAAUAAGGAAGUGUAGUAUGGAUGAGGGAAUAAACCAUAUGGCUAUAUAUAGAAAAUUGUCUGGUAUCAGUUGGUGGACACUCGCAUGCUGCGAUAAAGGCAAACUCAGUUCUUCAUACACAGUUAAGGAAAACCCUGAAACUGCUGUCUCCCUAAAGCAAAACGUGGGAAUGCUACACCCCUCCUCAGCAUUGAUGUUGUAUCAGUAUCAUCUUCCAAAAUAUUUUAGUAUUGGUUACUCUUAAACUUGCAGCUCCUCAGAGUCACUUUUUUCAAGUCCACAUUCACAGGAGAUGGUGAUGCAAACCAUCCGUUUCUGAGGGAAGAAAAGAGUGGGAAUGAAAACUUGUGAUGUGCAGCAGUAUUGUGUGUUGGCCUUACUAGUAACGAUCUGCCACUCUACCAGGAUGCUGGCAGUGUGCAAGGGUGCUGCUCUCCAGCUACUGACCUCUCUUCUGAAGCACUUCAACCACUCUGAGGAGAUAGCAUGGCUGAAGUUUUUAUCAUUCAACUCCUGGAAACACAGGUCUCAUAGUUCAUAACAUCUGCUGUCACUCAUGCUUUAUUUCAGUACAAAGGGGAAAGAAUUUAGGUUUUGUUGGUGCUGAAAAAGUUUAGAAAGAGGUACCCUUUAUGCUGAAACUAAAUGUAUAAAAUGUGUAGGUGUUGAUAACAAAUGAGGAAGUCACCCUGAAUUGGAUGUUUUUCACUUUAAAUUACCUUCUGUAAUUUUUGUUAUGGCUGCACUUCUGGAAAUACUGCAGUUCCCUUUAAAAGAAAGGAUGGGAAGUGUCCUGUUUUUUUCUCUCCCAGCAUGUACCAGGAGUAACUUACUGCCCUGAGUAUGCUCCAUAAGUACUGUGUAAGUACACCUAAAGUAAUUGUUGUUUAAAUGCCAUAAAUAAAUAUUUUCUGUAGCCGUUGUUCA